Auxenochlorella protothecoides is the source of this 510-nucleotide messenger RNA. Its product is annotated as Uracil phosphoribosyltransferase. The transcript is spliced from 3 exons. Lineage: Eukaryota; Viridiplantae; Chlorophyta; Trebouxiophyceae; Chlorellales; Chlorellaceae. The coding region runs from base 1 to 510 and encodes 169 amino acids. The record is from RefSeq and is a predicted model, not a curated record.
AUGUACGAUUGUAACACAGCGUCAGCUCCAACUCCAUUGCUGGGACAUGCCUCAGGGGUUGUAUUUGUGCCCCCCCACCCCCUCGUGUCCCACUGGGUGGCCGUGGCGCGCAACGCUGCCAGCCCGCCCCCCAUGUUCCGCGCUGCGCUGGCCGAGCUGGGCCGCCUCCUCAUCUACGAAGCCACCAGGGACUGGCUGCCCACCCUGGAGGGCAGUGUGGCGACGCCAUGCGGCACCGCAGAAGUGACGUUCAUCGACCCCGGGCAGCCCGUGAAGGUGGUGCCCAUCCUACGGGCCGGCCUGACGCUGCUGGAGAGCGCGGCGACCCUGCUGCCCUCCUCCCAGACCUUCCACGUGGGGUACCGCCGUGACGAGGAGACGCUGGUCGCCACGCCCUACCUCAACAAGCUUCCCGCCAGCUUCACACCCGAGGACCGCAUCCUUGUCACAGACCCCAUGCUGGCUACAGGCAAGGCAGCAAGGCAUGGGAAUGGGGAAAUGGGGGGAUAG